Funneliformis caledonium is the source of this 327-nucleotide messenger RNA. Lineage: Eukaryota; Fungi; Glomeromycota; Glomeromycetes; Glomerales; Glomeraceae. The record is from the annotation of a GenBank genome assembly.
AUGAUAUUUCCUCAUUUGGACGGCAAUCUGGUCAUUAUUCACCUUUGGGUUCUUGGGGAGACUGAUCCUACAUAUUAUAUAAUUCAGGACUCGCAGAUUAAUAGGGCAGCAUGUAUUGUAGACACAUCUUUUUUCUCUGAAAUUGAACAACCUCAACCAUCAAUAAUCUCAAGUGGAGAAAGGUUAAAACGUAUUGAGAAUAAUGUUUAUAGUAUACCUUAUGAAAGAGCUGGUUGUAUGCUCCCCAAUCAUAACACUAGUACUCAAAGAAUUAUAAAAACUAGGACCAUCGCAGCUGGUCUUCAAGCAAAAAUUGUAUUAUGGUAG